GUGUAGCAGAGGGACGAAUAUCUGCGAUGCUCAAAACAGCUUCCUGGUAGUUGACGUGGUUUGUUUAUAAUGGCAGAUACAAAAGUGGAAAUUUCAUCUGACAGCUCGAGUCUGCUCCCAAACAACGGCAAUGUUUCCUCUCAGACUAAUAACCCGCUGUCACGGAAGCUUAAUAAGAUUCUGGAAACCAGGCUGGAUAAUGACAAGGAGAUGCUGGAGGCUUUAAAGUCUCUGUCAGUUUUUUUCACUGAAAACAGCCUUCGCACACGGAGAAACCUGCGAGGGGACAUCGAGAGGCGCAGUUUAUCCAUCAAUGAGGAAUUUGUGCGGAUAUUUAAAGAUGUGAAGGAGGAGCUGGAGAGUAUACAUGAAGAUGUCCAAGCCAUGAGCUCCUGUUGUGAAGAAAUGACCAAUAGAUUGAAGGCAGCCAAGGAACAAACCCAGGACCUGAUUUUGAAAACCAACAAACUACAAGGAGAAAAUCACAGUCUAGAGGUGCGAGCACAGGUGGCCCAGGCCUUUCUCUCCAAAUUCCAGCUGUCCAGUGAAGAAAUGGCCACUUUACGCUACGCUCGUGAUGGCCCCAUCACUGAGGAUUUCUUUAAAGCCCUGAAUCGUGUGAAGAGUAUCCACGAAGACGUGAAGGUUCUGCUGAGGACUAACCAGCAAACAGCAGGAUUGGAGAUCAUGGAACAAAUGGCAGUGUUACAGGAGACAUCAUAUGAGCAGCUGUACCGCUGGGCUCAGAAUGAGUGUCGGGGGUUGACUCAGGAGACGUGUGAUGUUCCUCCUGUGCUCAGUCAAGCCAUGGAGUCUUUACAGGACCGGCCUGUUCUUUAUAAAUACACUUUAGAUGAAUUUGGCACAGCGAGGCGCAGUGCGGUGGUCCGUGGCUUCAUCGACGCACUAACACGAGGGGGACCAGGGGGCACGCCCAGACCAAUAGAGAUGCAUUCACAUGAUCCUAUGAGGUACGUAGGGGACAUGCUGGCAUGGCUGCACCAGACCACAGCCUCGGAGAAGGAGCAUCUGGAGGCUCUGCUCAAACAAACUACAGGGCAAGGUGUUGAGGACAGCAUGCAGGAGAUUGUCGGACACAUAACCGAAGGCGUGUGUAGACCACUUAAGGUGAGGAUUGAGCAGGUGAUUGUGGCCGAACCAGGAUCUGUGCUUCUCUACAAACUCUCAAACUUGCUCAAGUUCUACCAUCACACCAUCAGUGGAAUCAUUGGCACAAGUGUUGCGUCUUUAUUGAUUACUAUAGAGGAGAUGCACGUGCUCAGUAAGAAGAUGUUCUUCAACAGCCUCAGUCUUCAUGCCAGCCGGCUCAUGGACAAGGUGGAGCUGCCUCCUCCUGACCUGGGCCCCACUGCGUCCCUUACCCAAACGUUGUCUCUCCUCAGGGAAGUGCUCGCAUCACAUGACUCGUCUGUGCUCCCUCUAGAUGCCCGCCAGGCUGACUUUGCUCAGGUGUUAUCGUGCAUCCUGGACCCCCUGCUGCAGCUCUGCACCGUGUCCGCCAGCAACCUGGGCACAGCGGACAUGGCCACCUACAUGGUGAACUCUCUGUACAUGAUGAAAACCACUCUGGCCCUCUUUGAGUUCACAGACAAACGGCUAGAAAUGCUCGAGUUCCAGAUCGAGGCUCAUUUGGACACUCUGAUCAAUGAGCAGGCGUCUUACGUACUGACACGAGCAGGACUCGGCUACAUUUACAACUGCGUACAGCAGCACAGCACUGAGCAGGGUCCUCUAUCCAACCUCGCAAGUAUGGAUGGUUCCUCUCUGAAGGCAGCUAUGGUCCAGUUUGAUCGCUACUUGUCAUCUCCUGACACCUUUGUGAUGCCUCAGUUCAACUUUCUCCUCAGUGCAGCUAUCAAAGAGCAGAUCUUUAAGCAGUCCACAGAGCUGGUGUGCCGUGCGUACGGAGAGGUGUACACAGCCGUAACCAAUCCAGCUAAUGGCUACAGAGAACCUGAGAACGUGUUACACAGAUCCCCUCAGCAGGUACAGACCCUGCUGUCCUGAGCCCCAGCACAUACUCGUGUGCACGCACACACACACACACACACACACACACACACACAUACACACAUACAUGCAGAUAUCCAGAGGAUCAGGUACCAUAUGUUGGCCAGGCUGCUAUACGAGACAGAUAAGGUGGAUACGGGAAUGGGGUGUGACCUCUCGUGAGUGUGUGUGUGUGUGUGUGUGUGUUUGGACUUUCAGCCACCGAGUGUCCUUCCACUCCUACUCCCACACUGUUGUGGGUAAAACACUUUGUCUGAGAGAGAACAACUCAUGCUGGGGAAAAACAAAAAAAAAAAAGGAAUAGAAUGUUCCUCUCGACGUGAGCGUAGAUUCCUGCCGGGAGACGUGAAAGAAAAAUCUUCAGACCCUUUUCGCACUACACAUGAGCAAAUACACGCAAACUUCAUUUGUGUUAAAUAUUAUAUGCAAAACUUUUAUGUCUCUUAUAUGUACACAGAUACAAACAUACAAAUGUGCCUGCACACACACACACACACACACACACACACACACACACACACACACACACACACACACACACACACAAACUCAGCUCUGUAAUCAGAAACAGUUCUGCCUUUCUUCUCAUUAAUUAAACUGCAUUAAAAUGCAUCCAAAUGUGCACA
Molecule: messenger RNA, 2657 nt
Organism: Pangasianodon hypophthalmus (striped catfish)
Lineage: Eukaryota; Metazoa; Chordata; Actinopteri; Siluriformes; Pangasiidae
Gene: cog6
Product: component of oligomeric golgi complex 6
Exons: 19
Coding region: 70-2028 (652 amino acids)
Biological process (GO): intra-Golgi vesicle-mediated transport
Cellular component (GO): COG complex
Source: RefSeq, a predicted model, not a curated record